AUGUCAGACGAACAAUCAUACGAACAAGACGCUGUCUCGCCUCCCCAGGAUUUCGAGCAACAAGAUGCCGCCCCUCAAGUCGACGAGCCUAAGGCUCAGGCUCCAGAGCAACCAAACAAGCUUUUCGUCAGACCUUUGGGUUUUGAGGUUGAGCGUGAACAGGUCGAGGAGCACUUUGGUGAGCUUGGCCCUCUUGCUGACGUCCAGAUGAUGCGUGGUUAUGCUUUCAUCACCUAUGAGAAUGCUGAAGACGCCAGCCGUGCCGUCGACACCUUGACCAACACCGAGCUUGCUGGCCAGCCUUUGCAGAUUGAGUUUGCCCGUGAGAAGAAGGAGGACACACGUGGCCAAAACCGUGUUAAGGUGCUUAACUUGCCUGAGGGAACUGCUUGGCAGGACUUCAAGGACUUCGUCAGAGACAAGACCGAGUGUUCGCCAUCGUUCGCCAAGGUUUUCCGUGACUACGAGUCUGGCGAGACCAUUGGUGCUCUUGAGUUCGCUACCGCUGAGGAGUUGCAGAAGGUUGUUCCUUUGUUGAACGAGGCUGACUUCCAGGGCGCUGUGUUGUCUGCUGAGGAAGACACCUCGCCAUUUGUUCCUCCAAGAAGAGAUGGAGGUAGAGGCGGCUUCAGAGGAGGAAGAGGCGGUAGAGGCGGUAGAGGUGGCAGAGGUGGCUUCAGAGACGACUUCAGAGGCGGCAGAGGUGGUAGAGGUGGUUUCAGAGACGACUUCAGAGGCGGCAGAGGCGGCUUCAGAGGUGGCCGUGGAGGAUUCAGAGAUGACCGUGAUGGAGGAUUCAGAGGUGGCAGAGGUGGAUUCAGAGGUGGCAGAGGCGGCUACGACAGAGAUAGCUACGACAGAGGCGACUCUUACCAGAGAGACAGAUCGCCAACCCGUUACUGA
Molecule: messenger RNA, 903 nt
Organism: Sungouiella intermedia
Lineage: Eukaryota; Fungi; Ascomycota; Pichiomycetes; Serinales; Metschnikowiaceae
Source: the annotation of a GenBank genome assembly